Molecule: messenger RNA, 1468 nt
Organism: Scleropages formosus (Asian bonytongue)
Lineage: Eukaryota; Metazoa; Chordata; Actinopteri; Osteoglossiformes; Osteoglossidae
Product: peroxiredoxin-6-like
Exons: 5
Coding region: 81-749 (222 amino acids)
Biological process (GO): cellular oxidant detoxification; cell redox homeostasis
Cellular component (GO): cytosol; mitochondrion
Molecular function (GO): peroxiredoxin activity
Source: RefSeq, a predicted model, not a curated record
CCUCCCCCCUGUCCGUCUCGGACCCCGGCGUCAGUCAGUCGAGUCACGCUGACUGAGGCGGCCACACGCGGCGCUCUGCCAUGCCCGGGAUCCUGCUGGGGGAUGUCUUCCCCAAUUUCGAAGCCGAAACCACCAUUGGCCCCAUCAGAUUUCACGAUUUCCUGGGAAACUCGUGGGGCAUCCUCUUCUCUCACCCACGCGAUUACACUCCUGUGUGCACCACCGAAUUGGGCCGUGCGGCCAGCCUCAGCAGGGAGUUCAGCAAGCGCAAUGUCAAGAUGAUUGCACUUUCCAUUGACAGCGUGGAAGACCACCAUGGCUGGAGCAAGGACAUCAUAGCAUACAACGAGGCCUCCGACAACACACUCCCAUUCCCCAUCAUCGCGGAUGACAAGCGUGAACUGGCCAUAGAACUGGGCAUGCUGGACCCGGAUGAGAGGGACAAGGACGGCAUGCCCCUGACUGCCCGCUGUGUGUUUGUGAUUGGGCCAGACAAGAAGCUGAAACUUUCAAUCCUGUACCCUGCUACAACGGGCCGGAACUUUGAUGAGCUCCUGAGGGUCAUUGACUCACUCCAGCUGACAGCAGAGAAGAGAGUGGCCACUCCUGUAGACUGGAAGCCUGGCGACAGCGUCAUGGUCCCACCAAACAUUCCAGAAGAUGAGGCUGCAACACUCUUCCCCGCUGGCGUUUUUACGAAAGACUUGCCCUCUGGGAAGAAAUACCUGCGCUACACACCACAGCCAUAAGGGGACACUAGUCCCUUUAACCAGAGACAACUGAAAGCUGCAAUACUUGCACUUAGUACUGAACGUAGUUGACUAACCAUUACAACUCGCUGUUACAUGUCACCAUAUUUAACCACAGAACAUGCCACCUUUGCAGCUAAGUGCCAGCUUAAGGUUUCUGCAAAUCAAGGCUUCUCUCCUCAAUGUGCAUGUGUUCCUGUUAUUAAUCUCACAUCACAUCACAUGAAUAAUGCCAUUACACCAGUCACUGAAUAACUAUAGACUGACUGACCAGAGUUUAUGCUGUGACGAAUAUGUAGAGUGCCUUAGACUCAACCAGUAAAAACAAAAUUACUAUACACUUGUUUCAUCCUGCUCAUUAUAACAUAGAAAUAAUCCAUAAAGUGUGAAAUAGAUUUUGUUCAGCUCUGCUACGUACUGAAUGACAUAUUCCAAUCACUCACCAAAAGAUGUACUGACACAAUCUGCACACAUCUUUACAUCUAAAGGAACCUAAUCCGCACACACUGACUGCUUAUGUUACGAAUGGAAUUAUACCAAAUUUGCAGAGAUAGAUUUUUCCAAUUUAUUUUUAAUUGCAUUUUCUUUAUUUAUGUAUUUUCAUAUAUAUAUAUAAACCUGGAAAUGCAUUGAGGAAUGUUUGUAUUACUAAGAUUUUGUAGAUUGUGACAAUGUGGUAAAUAUGAAUUUGGAGGUAUAAACAAAUUCAGUGACAAACA